Molecule: messenger RNA, 656 nt
Organism: Danaus plexippus (monarch butterfly)
Lineage: Eukaryota; Metazoa; Arthropoda; Insecta; Lepidoptera; Nymphalidae
Product: mitochondrial import inner membrane translocase subunit TIM14
Exons: 3
Coding region: 161-520 (119 amino acids)
Biological process (GO): protein import into mitochondrial matrix
Cellular component (GO): PAM complex, Tim23 associated import motor
Molecular function (GO): ATPase activator activity
Source: RefSeq, a predicted model, not a curated record
UUGAUGUUCUAGCAUUUUUCAGUAUUUUCCAAGCAAGGAAACUUUAAAAAAAAUAUUUUAAUAAAAUAUAAUAAUGCUUAUGUAAUGCAAAAAUCUAUAGAAGAAUUAGAACUUGCUAUUGAGAAAAUAUUAUACUAGCUUCCUCAAUAGACCGUCGAAAAUGGCUAGUUCCGUCAUACUAGCGGGUCUUGGGAUGGCUGCAGUCGGCUUUGCAGGUCGUUAUAUUCUUAGGCAGAUACCAAAUGCGUCGUCGAAAUUUGCCGAAGCAAUGAAAAAUUUACCCAAAUUUGAUUCAGAGUCCUUGGCGAAUUCAAAAUAUUAUAAGGGAGGUUUUGAGCCUAAGAUGACGAAAAGAGAAGCGGCUCUGAUUUUGGGUGUUAGUCCAACAGCCAAUAAAACUAAGAUUCGCGAAGCUCACAGAAGAAUUAUGUUAUUGAAUCACCCAGACAAAGGAGGAUCUCCACUCAUUGCAGCAAAAAUUAAUGAGGCAAAAGAUAUGCUUGAAAGUGGAAAAUCAUGAGCUUAACCAAAUAGUGCCAUUCUGAUAUUAAAGUCAUGCACAACUGAUGUUGCUACUAUAUAUAACAGUUUAGGGGCCCGUCACUAGAUCAAUUAUAGGACAAAACAUUGUUAGAAAUAAAGACAGUUCUCAACAA